Messenger RNA from Rhizophagus irregularis DAOM 181602=DAOM 197198, 1149 nucleotides. RefSeq lists its product as uncharacterized. Gene Ontology annotation, biological process: mitophagy; endosome organization; aggrephagy. Gene Ontology annotation, molecular function: K63-linked polyubiquitin modification-dependent protein binding; protein kinase C binding. Lineage: Eukaryota; Fungi; Glomeromycota; Glomeromycetes; Glomerales; Glomeraceae. The record is from RefSeq and is a predicted model, not a curated record. Gene Ontology annotation, cellular component: aggresome; amphisome.
AUGACAAGCAUUAAAGUAGCUUACCAAUCAACAGUUCGUCGUUUUCCCAUUCCUAAUAACAUAACUUGGUUAGAUCUUGAAUCCAAAAUUCAAGAAUUAUUUUCUUUACCAUCUACUUCAAAAUUUUCUCUUUCUUAUACCGAUGAUGAAGGGGAUGUUAUCAUUUUAUCUACUGAUUUAGAACUUCAAGAAUUAUUAUCAUCCAAUUCUAUGUUGAAAUUUGUUCUUGUUCCUGAUGAACAACAACCUCUUGUAGCUAAUACUUUCUCAAGUAAUACUUCAGAAAAUGAGUUUAUUACUGUUGAAAAAGAAAAACCUAUUCCUGACAACGUUUCAGAAAAAAUGGAUAUAAAUGAUGCGGCUGACGAACCUUCUUUUAAACCUACAAUUCCUUCAAUUUCAAAAGGAAAACAGAAAGAAGAAUCACCUGCUGAAUCCUCAACGAGUAAACAUCAACAGGAAGAAAAUCAACCUUCUUCAGAUAAUAAUAAUAAUGAACAACGAGCUCCAUUUAUUGAAUUAGCCGAACAAUUUCAAGAAUUAAUUGAUCAAUUUAAAGAUGUUUUCUCAAAAAAUCCUCAAUUAACUGACCAAGCUAAUAAUGUUAUGGAUCAAAUUUUACGAAAUGUUCCAGUAGAUAUUAAUCAAUGGGCUCAAUGGUUAAACACUUUCCGACCUGAAGGGGAUGAUCAAACAACAAAUGCUCAAAGAGAUGAAUCUAAUAAUUCUCAACAUCAACAUAAUAAUCAACAAGGUGGAUUCCCUUCAUUCUUUCCACCUCCUCAUUCUUUAUUAUCAAAUCCUUAUAUUCAAAGAAUUUUUCAAGAUAUUAAUGCUAACUAUCCAGGAGGAUUCGGUAAUUUUGAAAAUUUUGCAAGACCUACAGGAUUUAACGGACCAUGGAAUUUCAAUGGUGGCUGUCCAUAUCGACAACAACAGCGAGAAGAAUUGAGUCAAGAAGAAUUAAAAGAAAAGAUUAAUUUACUUCAUUCAAUGGGAUUUUGGGAGGAUGAUGUAAAAAAUGAAGAAUUAUUAAAGAGAUAUAAUGGUAAUAUUGAAAGAGUAAUUGAAAUUUUAAUUAGAGAACAAACUGAAAGAGUAAAUAAUAAUUUUUAUAAUUCCAUGGAAAAUGUUGUUGUUAGUCAAUAA